AUUCCGCACUACCUUAAGAAGUGGUUCAACCUCCACGCUCGAGUCUAUCGAGAUAACUUCAAUCGCUAGCACUGAGUGGCAGACGCCUCAUUCUCUAGACAAACAUCGUCGUCAUAUCCGGCAACCCGGCACCUCUCCCACAUCAUCAUCUUGCACACCAUCAACAAAAACACAACCACAAUGUGUCUAUUCAAGACGUAUGAAACGCGCGGUCGCACUGUUGUGGAACCCCCACCUAGACGAGGAAACUUCACGUCCCACCCGCCGGCGGGUGUAAUGCGCUUACCGCGCGAAUGGCGCCGCUCAGAGAGCUACAGCGACGACGGCCACUUUGUGGAAGUCAGGAGAUCGCAACCCCGGGUUAUCGAAUACUAUGAGGAGCCAAGGCGCAGCACUACGCGCCAUAGGAGUAGGUCCAGGCGACGAAUUAGUGAUGUCGAUGUUAGGACGCCAAGGGGAAGUUAUGUGGAUGAGAGGGUUGUUAAGAGGAGUGUUAGUCGUGUUAGGCAUUGAUGGUGGCAGAGAUUUGGAUGAGAUUGUGAAAAAGUCCUGGUCUGGUUUUGAGAGAAGGGAGUUGGAUACGUCUAUUUCUAUAUUUUAUUUUCGAUACUACGUAAUUAAGUGAACCAAAAAAUUGUUUGUUACAACGA
Molecule: messenger RNA, 650 nt
Organism: Pyrenophora tritici-repentis Pt-1C-BFP
Lineage: Eukaryota; Fungi; Ascomycota; Dothideomycetes; Pleosporales; Pleosporaceae
Source: RefSeq, a predicted model, not a curated record